Exaiptasia diaphana is the source of this 1505-nucleotide messenger RNA. Its product is annotated as haloacid dehalogenase-like hydrolase domain-containing protein 2. Bases 1 to 693 code for a protein of 230 amino acids. Lineage: Eukaryota; Metazoa; Cnidaria; Anthozoa; Actiniaria; Aiptasiidae. The transcript is spliced from 6 exons. The record is from RefSeq and is a predicted model, not a curated record. Gene Ontology annotation, molecular function: phosphatase activity.
AUGGCGGCCGCCAUCAGGUCUAUUUUAGUAGACUUGAGCGGAACGAUUCACAUUGAAAACAAGGUUAUACCUGGCUCAAUUGAAGCUGUAAAAAGGCUUCGAAGCUCUGGCCUCAAACUUCGCUUCAUCACGAACACAACGAAGGAGUCCAAACGAACACUUCUYAGUCGACUKAAUAACAUAGGGUUUGAUUUAAGCGAGGAUGAAGUGUUUACCUCACUAUCAGCUGCUAGACAGCUUGUUGAAAGGAGACAAUUACGACCAAUGCUCAUGUUGCAACCUGAUUCCAUGAGGCCAAGAGAUCUAAUUGUAUUAGUUCUGGAAGGCCAUCCUUUGAUUGCAAUACACAAGGGAAGAUACUACAAGAGAGGCGAUGGGCUAGCUCUYGGUCCUGGUCCUUUUGUCACAGCUCUAGAAUACUCUUGUGAUWCUAAAUCAGAAGUUGUUGGCAAACCAGAGCCUGGAUUCUUUCAACAAGUUUUAGACAACAUGAAUACAGAUGCAGAAUCAACAGUCAUGAUCGGUGAUGAUGCAAGAGACGAUGUUGAUGGUGCACAAAGAAUUGGAAUCAAAGGMAUUCUUGUGAAGACAGGAAAGUACAGACAGGGAGAUGAAAACAAGCUGACAAAACCUCCUUUUGCAGUGUGUACCAACUUUGCAUCUGCUGUGACUUACUUGCUGUCAUUGUCAUGACACAUGUUGCAAAUAAAAAUGGGAUAUUUAUACUGCUGAUAUACUUUACAACAUGAGAAGUGGUAUUGUAUCAGUGUACCGGUAUAGACCCCUUGCAUGUGACRUCAAAGAAGCUUCAUCUGGAGGACAAAACAAAAGAUUUUUACCCUCUUGGGAACUAGAAUCUAUUGUUUUGUCCUCCAGUUGGAGUUGCAUUUCAACGAACUGCAAGGGAUCUAUACAAUCAUGGCCUGAAGGAGAAUGGUGUAAACGAAUUUUGUAUAAAUUGAUUCAGUAAUGGUCUUUUCAGUCAUGUAUAGUAUUAGUAUACACUAUAUAUGCAUUCAAUGCUGAUGUUUUAUUUAUCGGUAUUGUAUGAGAUUUACAAGGAAUAGAUAUAGCAAUAAGGAAUGCAGUGUAUUAGAAAAAAGUAUUUAUUUACAUUUUAUCACUGAAUGGUUUGAAAUACAUUAYAGUGUAUAAAAUUAUCAUAAGAUUAAAAAUUCAAAAAUAAUUUUUUCACAAAAUUUGUCUUCCUUAGAAAAUAUUUUUAAAUUKGUUGUCCUAUAAAAGUAAAACAGUGCCUUUUAUACAAUAGAAUUUAGCUAGUCUUUUUACAUGUAAAUAUAGUAGUUUAUUUUAAUGAAUUCUAUGCAUUACUGGUUUGUAGAAUUGUAGAUAGUAGAGUUUUAUCUUGAAGUGCAUAUUCAACUUCCUUUUCAUCAAUCUUUAAUGAUACCUGAAAAAUAACAGUAUCAUGUUAUCCUUUACUUACAUUUUACCAUCAAAAAUAUCUUAAUUAUUGUACAAAAUGAUAUCGGCUUUAUUUUGAA